This is a messenger RNA of Paramacrobiotus metropolitanus, 1048 nucleotides long. RefSeq names its product serine/threonine-protein phosphatase 6 regulatory ankyrin repeat subunit B-like. Lineage: Eukaryota; Metazoa; Tardigrada; Eutardigrada; Parachela; Macrobiotidae. Gene Ontology annotation, molecular function: protein binding. The coding region runs from base 26 to 1048 and encodes 340 amino acids. The record is from RefSeq and is a predicted model, not a curated record. The transcript is spliced from 7 exons.
ACUCAAUUCAUAUUUGCCUGUACAUAUGGAUUUGACCGUAGAAAGGUCAUCGCCAGUGUUGACGCCGCGCAGCCGCGGACUGUUAACCAAUGUAAUUAGCCGAUUUAAAGAACAGCGGCGCGGCUAUCCCUUGGAUAAGUACGCCCCAACGAUGCUGCGAAUUGAGUCCUUUACAGGCACAGAAGUCGUCAAUAAUGAAGAGGUUUGCGCAACUGAACAUAGUCCCAAGCGCUUGUUCAAGCUUGCAGUGACAGACAAUGUCGAACAACUGGAGCAAAUUUUUAAUAAACAACGAAAUUUGGUGUACAUCAAAAACGAGGCCGGCAAAAGCCUCCUGCACGUAGCUGCAGAGCAUGGAAAGCCGCUGGUGAUCGAUUUGCUAGUUCAGAAAGGAAUUCCUGUGGAUGUGAAAGAUGGUGAAGGUGAAACUAGCCUCCACAUGGCGGCCAUGAAUAAUAACAUGAAAGUAGUGGAAACGCUAAUUGCCCUCAACGCUGACCUUUACGCCAAAAACGCCAUGUUGGAAACGCCGUUACAUGAAGCCGUUCGCUUCGAUGCAUUGGACGCCUUGGAGGCGCUUCUUCGUACCAGUACUCGUGACAUCAACAUCCCUGGCUGGCACGGACGUACGCCACUCCAUAUUGCGGCUGUACAGGAUUAUCUGGAAUGCUUUAAACUGCUAGUGGCUUAUGGAGCCAAAAUUAAUUUUGGCUGCUUUAGCAAACUGACUGCCAUUCAUGCCGCAUCGGCUAGUGACCUCACGCAUCGAUUCAACGGCACGAUUUACAGGUUCGGUACUACAUAUUGGUGUCUACGUGGUUAUGUUUCUGCAUAUACUCCGUUCACUUUUACGCGCUUUCUUCGUCUUCGCAUUUUUGCUUGUGGGGUUCGUGCUGGCAUUCCAGAUUCUGCUGCCGUCGUUCAUAUUUCCAAACGACCAGGAUUAUUACUUGAAACCCGGUCUUGUCAUCGACGUAAGCACUUUGACGACACCGCAUCGGAAAUUCGGAUACUCAGUUUUGCGAAUUAUAAAUAUGCUUUUGGGUAA